Messenger RNA from Pocillopora meandrina, 1921 nucleotides. The record is from the annotation of a GenBank genome assembly. Lineage: Eukaryota; Metazoa; Cnidaria; Anthozoa; Scleractinia; Pocilloporidae.
AUGGGUUGUUGUUCAAGUUGUUUCUGCGUUGUUCAUUUGGAGGGAAAAGUUAACGCACGCUUUCAGAAUUCAAGCGCCAUCAUAGCCAAAGAAAUUCUCUGGGUUAGCCUUCGAUAUCUGAGGUCUAAUGGCUGUUGUCAAGUAAAAGGAAACGGAGCCCUUGUUUUAACGGCAGAUUUACUUUGGUUCUCUUAUCUUUGCCUGAACAGACCGAUAGAGAUAGGCAUUCAUAAAAUUCGUUCAGUUAAAGUUGGGUCGGGGAAAGUCAUGCUUGAUUUUGUCGACACAACCACAGGAAUAGAGGACCAAGUUGUGUUUUCUAUAAGAGAUGCACAAAUGUGGGGAAGAAUAAUCAAAGAAACCGUUUAUAAGUCAGCGAAUUCAAUACCGCCCUCCAAAAACGACAACAACACAGCUUACUCCGACUGAAAUGUGAAUUCGUAAUAUUUCCGCCUAUUGAUAUUGUUUUUGUAACGAUCUUUCCUAAUGAUGCUUCUUAUUUAAAGCUACUCAGCUGACUUUUUAAUGAAGCAUUUUUUUUUAUAGAUUCCUCUCAAGUAAUCUAGUUAGGGCAGACUGGUUUGUUGGCCUAAGGCUGUUUCAAGUACUCGCACUCUUUAUACACAAUCAUCCUUUGUGAAGAGCCGUUGUGUAAAUUGCUGCAGAUUAGAAAUAUAGGUCUCUCGUCGAGUUUACACUUCAAAGUGCUAAGAAAAAAGAGCAAUCUGUUUUGUGUGAGAUCCUACUGAAGAGAAGACUCGAUCUCUCGCUCGCUUCUUGAUGAUGUAGAAGCGCAAAGACGGCCAUAAGUUUUAUUCUUGCCACAACGAAGAGUGAGCGAAAUGAAAAUUGUAUUCUUUAGUUUGUUAAUAAAUUUGUAAGAACCAAUAACUGUUUUUACGUCAUAAUUCUUGAUCGCGUUGCAACAAACUAAAGCAUGAUCAAAUUGAUUUCCAUUCUCGAACCUGUUAAAUGUAAAAUUUACAGAUACAAGAAUGUAAUAUUUAAUUUUCUUCCAUGAAAGUCUCUUUUUGUGGUUAAAUUUGAAGCCAAAUCGUAUGUUUUUAGUUUAAUCAAUUUUUGCCAUUUGUGUAUUCUAACUUUGAGAAGAUUAGUCUGCGAUAACAUGACCUCAAAUUAAUGUACAAACGUUCAUUGACUUAAUCCCAAAGUACGUAAAAAAAUGAUUUACCCUCACUCCAGACCUGCCAGGAAGGCGAUCUGCCAAUCAAUUCACCUGUAUAAUCCUGAAGACUUGCUUCGAUUUGAAACAACGUGCUUUGUUUCGUAUAUGAAAAAAUAUACCACUACAUGACUACCCACGCGUACAUGAAUGUGUGGCAGGACUUUAACAUUAUCGAAAUUACAGAUGGGUGUGUUUGUGAGUGUAUGUUCUUUUAGAGUUAUUUCUCAACACUUAAACCUGUUUCUUUUCUUCCUCUUUUUAGAAAACAUGGGCUGUUGUUAUAGUUGUUUGCCUCUUGCAAGUUGGACUCAUGAACUUGAGGGGCGAGUCGCACAGCAAUUUGGUAAUAUCGGUGUCAUAGAGAGGGAAAUACUUUCGGUCAACCUUCAAUAUUUGAGGUCUAAUGGCUCUCGUCAACUUGUAGGAAAUGGAGCCCUCGUUUUGACAUCAGAUUUGCUUUGGUUCAAUUACCUUCGUCCUGCGAACAGACGGCUAGCAAUACACAUUCAAAACAUACGUGCAGUUAAUGUUGGCAGGUUCGCUUCAGGUAGCAUCCCAGCGGCUAGGAUGCUACCUGAAUCGUUGAUAAUAAAUUUUUUCAACGCAGCCAAAGGAGUGGAAGACGAAGUAGUGUUUAUGUCCAGCGAUCCGAGCAGAUGGAAAGCACUCAUUAAUGAAACUAUAUACAAGUCUACAAAUCUUUUACCACCGCUUGAACCAUAUACAUUUAAAUGA